UUCCAAGUUUCCGCUUCUCAUCAGAGAGUCCACGUCGGAUACACCACAAAGUCAGUGGAAAGCACACAGAGGAGCAAGCGAGAGAGCGAGAGUGUGAGAGAGAGACGAAUGGAGACCGGCGGCGAAACGGCUCUUUCCUCAGGGCUCUACGGAGAGAGAGGGGCAGGAGGGAAGCUGAGGAAGCCGCCGUCUCGAAAGCCGAGUACGACGCCAUAUUCCCGUCCGCCUUCGAACGAAGCCGCGCGGGGACAGCGGCGGUGGCUGUCGGGUAUUGUCGAUCCGGCGUAUCGGCUGAUAUCUGGAGGCGCCACUCGGCUCUUCCCCUCCUUCUUCUCCAAAUCGAAUUCCGUCAACGCCCUUCCCUCGCCCAAUGACCAAAAUCACGAUGAGCAGCACACGGAGACGGAACAAAAUGCUAUUGGCGAUCGUGAGGACAAUGCCGAUGUAAAUAAUGGGAUCUCCAGAACAACUGAAAUAGUAGGCCCUAGCAAAAAAUCAGAUAGAUUAAUAAGUUGUUCGGAUUUUGAAGGGAAUAAGAAGAGUGACCAGUCUGAUGAUAUUGGACUUUCUGAAAUUGAGCAGUUAUUGAAGGGGAAAAAGUUUUCUAGGGAUGAAGUCAAUCACUUGAUGGAAAUUAUACAUUCGAGGGCUGUUGAACCUCCUACUGUGGAUCACAAAAAGAAAAACCAAAGCUUUAGUACUGCUGAAAAAGCCAAGUGGCCUUUAAUUACAAAUGAUAUUCCAAAGUCAUCUGAAGAAAAGCAGGAAGACUGGAAUAAAGCUAUUUGGCCAACCUCAACCCCUCUACCGCAGUCAGCUAUACGAGAUCAGGUUGGUGCUUCACCUGUUGAAAUUGCAAGAGCAUUUAUGGGAAGCAGAAAUUCAGAAAUUGAUCUUUCGUCAAAGAAUGCAAUGUCAAAAGAUGAAAGGGCCACACUGCAUGGCGAUGAGUUCUCUUCAAAACCAUUUCUUCCAACACCUUCUUAUAAGCCAUCGGCAUGCUGGCCUGGUUCUAUGGUACAGGAUCAGCGUGAUUAUUCAACCCCACAGACUGAAAGAGGCAGAUUUGGCCUUCAUAAUCUUCCUCGAACUCCUUAUUCUAGAACUAUCUUUUCAAAAUCCAAAUCCAAACUAACUCAAUUACAAGGUGGUAAUGACAGAACCCGAAGAACGUUAUCUACUCCAUUGAAACAAUCGCAGACUCCUAUAUAUGGGCAGCCAAGGGGUGAUACAUUGGAUGGUGGCUAUGGAUCAGCUGGACCGGUUCGUAGGCUGCGACCUAAAUCUGCUUCACAAAGUCCUGCCACAGGGUCUCCGUAUGUUCACUCCUCUCCAUUUGGGCCUUCACGGGGGGAGAACUCCAGUGCUACCAAAGGCUUCUUGCCUGCCGCCAAGAAUUUUGAACUUGGAGGAUUAAGUGGCAACUCCCAAAUCCAAUCAUCAGACAGGAAGUCUUCCAGCUUUGGUGUGCCAACUGUUCAUCCACAGUCUAGCCUGAUUGCUAGGACAAUCUUGGAGCACAUUGAUAGAAACCCGCCCACUCCGAAAGAUAAGUCAGAAGAGUUAAAGCUAGCCUUUGCAUGGAAGAAAACCCCGUCUUCUGGUGUUUCUUCAGUCAUCCAGAAUGGGCAUGAUAGCUUACCAGUUGGAGGGUUCAAUUCUCGUAAGCUUAUAAAUCAAGAUUACCAGAAAAAUUCUGCUCAUGAGAAUGCUGACAAGGGGAAUUCUCUGUUUAAGAUUCCACCUGUGGAGAACACUGUAAAAGCCACCACUGUUGCAAACAAUAUCCCCGCUGGUGAUGGGAGGGAUGGAAGAUCCUUAAGCAAGAGUACAAAUGAGGAUUUUCUGAAGAUUGCUCCAAAUGUUGUUGGCUCUGGGGUGCUAAAUCAGCAAAACAAGCCUGCAUUUCAAUCUUUAGAGGCUAAACGCGCGUUUCCUUCUAUCUCUGUUGACAAGCCUGAAUCAAAAUGGGCCUUUUCUUCUGGUAGCAGCUCUGGCUUCACUUUCCCUGUCUCUACAUCGUCUGCAGUGUUUUCUGAACUACCGACACCAUCCUUUAUGCCAUCUUCCCUGGCAAGCAGUCAGCAUCAGCCAAAAGAAGAAGGAGAUGCUGUUCCUACUUACGAUUUUGGAUCCAAGAAGUCCGAUCCCCUUGUAUUUGCAUUCCCUUCUACAAGUGCGGAAGUUCAGAACGAUGCUUCAGAUAUCAAGUUCAGUUUUGGAUCAGAUAAGCCAAAGUUGUCUUUCGGUUCAAUAGGCAAAGAUGCCAUCUGCUAUUAACUAACAGGAAGACGUACUAGCAUUUCUUUUCGAGUAUAGGUUUAAGAUUUUCGUACUUCAACCCUUGCCUCAUUGUACACCUUGGAAUUGAGUGAAAGCAGGACAACUAGUAUAGCAAGUGUGCAUUUCCCUUACUCAAAUAGUCCAAUCGUGAAUGAAUCGGUGGAUUCUGGCCAGGUCUCCUUGGUUAUUCAUACCCCUACAUGUUUACUACUUUGUAUUAACAUGAACAUGUGAUGUGAGAGGUAAUUAUAUAGAGACAUACGACCGGUUAUGUGUCAGAAUCUCUCUAGAUUUCCUUAAACUCUCUCGAGCGCUUGUGCAUCUGGUCGUUAAAUUCAGCAAUAUGCUAUACAUUUGUGUGCUCUAGAGUUUUCGAACCAGCAGCAGUGUAAAUUGUAAUGUGCUUCAAGUGA
This is a messenger RNA of Malus domestica (apple), 2696 nucleotides long. Its product is annotated as nuclear pore complex protein NUP1. Gene Ontology annotation, biological process: nuclear membrane organization. Gene Ontology annotation, cellular component: nuclear envelope. The record is from RefSeq and is a predicted model, not a curated record. Lineage: Eukaryota; Viridiplantae; Streptophyta; Magnoliopsida; Rosales; Rosaceae.